Messenger RNA from Saprolegnia parasitica CBS 223.65, 183 nucleotides. RefSeq lists its product as hypothetical. Lineage: Eukaryota; Oomycota; Saprolegniomycetes; Saprolegniales; Saprolegniaceae. The transcript has 2 exons. Bases 1 to 183 code for a protein of 60 amino acids. The record is from RefSeq and is a predicted model, not a curated record.
AUGUACCGCAACUGGACCGUGUUUUGCAACGGCUGCAAGACCAAGCUCGUCGACUACGGCAAGCGCGGGAGCGGGACGUCGUCGCUCGUCAAGCUGCUGCCCGAGCGCAUCCUCAAGAGCUACCUCCCGCCAAACGAGCCCAUGGGCACGUGCCCUCGGGCCAGCCCGCGUGGAAACUUGUGA